AUGUUCGUUUACAAGAGAGAUGGACGCAAGGAACGCGUGCAGUUCGACAAGAUCACUGCCCGUGUCUCCAGGCUGUGUUACGGCCUUGACGCAGAGCACGUUGAUGCUGCUGCUAUCACCCAACGAGUUAUCUCUGGUGUCUACCAGGGUGUGAACACUAUUGAGCUGGACAACUUGGCUGCCGAGACUGCGGCAUACAUGACCGUCACACAUCCCGACUAUGCCAUCCUGGCCGCUCGUAUCGCCGUUUCCAACCUCCACAAGCAGACCAAGAAGCAAUUCUCUAUGGUUAUCCAAGAUCUCUUCCACUAUGUCAACCCCAAGAACAAUAAGGCCGCACCCAUGAUUUCCGAACACAUAAACGAAAUUGUUCAAAAGCAUGCCGAUGAGCUUAACUCUGCCAUCGUCUAUGACCGUGAUUUCAACUACAACUACUUUGGCUUCAAGACUCUGGAGCGAUCAUACCUGCUCCGCAUUAACGGAAAGGUUGCCGAGCGUCCUCAGCACCUGCUCAUGCGUGUUUCUGUUGGUAUUCACGGUGAGGAUAUUGAGAAGGCCAUUGAGACCUACCAUUUGAUGUCCCAGAAGUUUUUCACUCACGCUUCCCCCACUCUGUUCAACGCUGGUACUCCCCAGCCCCAAUUGGCCUCUUGUUUCCUCGUUGAUAUGAAGGAGGACAGUAUCGAGGGUAUCUACGAUACUCUGAAGACCUGUGCCAUGAUCUCUAAGACCGCUGGUGGUAUUGGCUUGAACGUUCACAACAUCCGUGCCACCAACUCUUACAUUGGCGGAACCAACGGCUCUUCCAACGGUAUUGUUCCCAUGCUGCGUGUGUACAACAACACCGCUCGUUAUGUCGACCAGGGUGGUAACAAGCGUCCUGGUGCUUUUGCUAUCUACCUUGAGCCCUGGCACGCCGAUGUCUUCGAAUUCCUGGAUCUGCGUAAGAACCACGGUAAGGAGGAGGUUCGUGCUCGUGACUUGUUCUACGCUCUGUGGACCCCCGAUCUUUUCAUGAAGCGAGUUGAGGCCAACGCCGACUGGACCCUGUUCUGCCCCAACGAGGCCCCCGGUCUUGCUGAUGUCUACGGUGACGAGUUCGAAGCCCUCUUCGAGAAGUACGAGAGGGAGGGCCGUGGCCGCCGUACUAUCAAGGCCCAGAAGCUGUGGUAUGCUAUUCUCGAGGCCCAGACCGAGACUGGUAACCCCUUCAUGCUCUACAAGGAUGCUUGCAACAGGAAGAGCAACCAGAAGAACCUGGGUACCAUUCGCAGCUCCAACCUGUGCACUGAGAUUAUCGAGUACAGUGCUCCUGAUGAGGUCGCUGUUUGCAACUUGGCUUCUCUGGCUCUGCCUACCUUUGUCGAUGCUGCUCGUGGCGAGUAUGACUUCGGCAAACUGCACGAGGUCGUCCAGGUCCUGGUUCGCAACCUGAACAAGAUUAUUGAUAUCAACUACUACCCUGUCCCCGAGGCUAAGAAGAGCAACUUCCGUCACCGUCCCAUUGCCCUCGGUGUCAACGGUCUCGCUGAUGCCUUCCUUGCCUUGCGUCUGCCUUUCGACUCUCCCGAGGCCAAACAGCUGAACAUCCAAAUCUUCGAGACUAUCUACCACGGUGCUCUGACUGCCUCCUCCGACCUGGCCAAGCAGCUCGGAACUUACGAGACUUACGAGGGCUCCCCCGUCUCCCAGGGUAUCCUGCAGUACGACAUGUGGGACCGUACUCCUACCGACCUUUGGGAUUGGGCUUCACUCAAGGCCAAGAUUGCCGAGACUGGUGUGCGCAACAGUCUGCUGGUUGCCCCCAUGCCCACUGCCAGUACCAGUCAGAUUCUCGGCUUCAACGAGUGCUUCGAGCCCUACACCUCCAACAUCUACUCCCGUCGUGUGUUGGCUGGUGAAUUCCAAGUUGUCAACCCUUGGCUCCUGAAGGACCUGGUCGAUCUUGGUCUGUGGUCCGACAACAUGAAGAACCGUAUCAUCGCCGAUGGUGGUUCCGUCCAGAACAUCCCUAACAUCCCCGCCGACAUCAAGGCCCUGUACAAGACUGUUUGGGAGAUCUCCCAGCGUAACAUCUUGCAGAUGGCUGCUGACCGUGGUGCCUUCAUUGAUCAGUCCCAAUCUCUUAACAUCCACAUGAAGGAGCCUACCAUGGGUAAGAUUACCAGUAUGCACUUCGCUGGCUGGAAGAUGGGUCUGAAGACCGGCAUGUACUACCUGCGUACUAUGGCCGCCUCGGCGCCUAUCCAGUUCACUGUCGACCAGGAGGCCUUGUUGGUCGAGGACACCAACGUCGCUCGUAGCAAGAAGCGCGUCGGAGGUGGUGGUGCUUCUUCCUACUCCGCUGUACCCCGUGCCAACGGUGCUGAGGCCGUUAUUGCUGCCCCCGUCCAGGAAAGUCCCCGUACUGUCGUCGAGCCUACCGUCGUUGCCCCAGCCAAUGUCGUCCCUAUCGUUGAGGCUGCAUCCGAGGCUGCUGCUGCCCCCGCUGAAGGAGAGGCCGCCGAGGGUGAGAAGUCUUCUGGCGAUAUCUUCUCCGACGCAGUGCUGCAGUGCAGCAUCGAGAACAAGGAGGCCUGCCUCAUGUGCCAGGGUUAA
This is a messenger RNA of Penicillium angulare, 2598 nucleotides long. Its product is annotated as ribonucleotide-diphosphate reductase subunit RNR1. The record is from RefSeq and is a predicted model, not a curated record. Gene Ontology annotation, cellular component: ribonucleoside-diphosphate reductase complex. Lineage: Eukaryota; Fungi; Ascomycota; Eurotiomycetes; Eurotiales; Aspergillaceae. Bases 1 to 2598 code for a protein of 865 amino acids. The transcript has 3 exons. Gene Ontology annotation, molecular function: ATP binding; ribonucleoside-diphosphate reductase activity, thioredoxin disulfide as acceptor. Gene Ontology annotation, biological process: deoxyribonucleotide biosynthetic process; DNA replication.